This is a messenger RNA of Clupea harengus (Atlantic herring), 2126 nucleotides long. RefSeq names its product ring finger protein 2 (gene rnf2). Lineage: Eukaryota; Metazoa; Chordata; Actinopteri; Clupeiformes; Clupeidae. Gene Ontology annotation, cellular component: ubiquitin ligase complex; PcG protein complex. Gene Ontology annotation, molecular function: ubiquitin protein ligase activity; chromatin binding. The record is from RefSeq and is a predicted model, not a curated record.
UUACCUUCCUACGUUUCCCAUAUUCCAUUGCGGGCUUUUUACUCCGCCAUAUUGAGAGUGCCAGAACGCGCUUGUCGGGAAUAGUAGCACCACAACACAGAAUUGUGUUUCUGGUGUAAAGUGACACUAGCCUCUCUUCUUCCCAGCAGCGGAGGAUGACUCAGACCGUACAGACCAACGGGGUCCAGCCCCUCAGCAAGACCUGGGAACUCAGUCUGUAUGAGCUGCAGAGGACCCCACAGGAGGCCAUCACAGACGGACUGGAGAUCGCUGUGUCCCCACGCAGCCUUCACAGCGAGCUGAUGUGCCCCAUCUGCCUGGACAUGCUGAAGAACACCAUGACGACCAAGGAGUGCCUGCACCGUUUCUGCGCAGACUGCAUCAUCACCGCGCUGCGCUCCGGGAACAAGGAGUGUCCCACUUGCCGAAAGAAGCUGGUGUCUAAGCGGUCCCUGCGGCCGGACCCCAACUUUGACGCGCUGAUCAGCAAGAUCUACCCGAGCAGAGACGAGUACGAGGCGCACCAGGAGCGCGUGCUGGCCCGCAUCAGCAAGCACAACAACCAGCAAGCGCUCAGCCACAGCAUCGAGGAGGGCCUGAAGAUCCAGGCCAUGAACAGGCUCCAGCGGGGGAAGAAGCACCAGGUAGAGAAUGGCAGCGGGGCGGAGGACAACGGCGACAGCUCCCACUGCAGCAACGCCUCGGUCCACAGCAACCAGGAGGCGGGGCCCAGCAUCAAGCGCACCAAGACCUCGGACGACUCCGGCCUGGACAUGGACAACGCCACGGAGAACGGCGCCGGCGGGGAGCUGGCGCUGGACGGGGCGAGCGAGAUCGAGUUGGUGUUCCGCCCACACCCCACGCUCAUGGAGAAGGAGGACCCAGCGCAGACCAGUGUGGAAUUCAUCCCCAGGUACAUCAAGACCUCAGGGAACGCCACGGUGGACCACCUGUCCAAGUACCUGGCCGUGCGCCUGGCUCUGGAAGACCUGCGCAAGAACGGCGAAGCCAGCCCCAUCAACGUGGAGGCCGCCAGCGAGAAACAGUACACUAUCUACAUCCCCACAGCCAACAGCCAGUUCACAGUCCUGAAUGGCUCUUUCUCUCUGGAGCUGGUGAGCGAGAAGUACUGGAAGGUGAACAAACCCAUGGAGCUCUACUUCGCUCCAACAAAGGAGCACAAAUAGGUGGAGACCAGGCGGGUCUGGAAAAGACUGAUGUUUGCCCCCCCCUUACCUCCUACAUAUUCUUUCUUUACCUAUCUCUCUCUCUUUCUCUCUCUCUCCAUCUGUCUCUCUCUCCCCUUCCCCAGUGUGGGUCUCUCUGCCCCUCAGUAACUGUGCUGCUUUGUUUUUUUAUUGUCUUUUUGUAUGGGGUUGGGCGGGACUUAGGAGAUGUUUUCUGUUUGUUGUUUUGUCUGAUCCCCCACCCGUCAUGCGUGUCCGUGGAGAGCCGCUUCAGGAGCGAAGCAGAUGCGCUGUGUAGAGACUUGUAAAAUAUCACGUGCGAGGCCCACCGUAGAGAACUGUACACAAACUUCACCAGUGGUCAACACACUCAAUAACACAUUUAUUUUUUCUCUCUUUUUGGGACUUAGUUUGUAUCCGUGGCAACGGUCUUUCACAUCAGUCAAGAUCAUAGAAUUCAGUUUAACCUGAGGGUUAAUGUGCAGUGCACCACCUGAGUGCUGGUCCUGCCCACUGCACGUGAGGCUGGAGAGGCUGAGGGCGCUAGUUUAGCCCAAAGUUUGGCCCCUAAGCUGUAAACUCUAUCCCUGAGGUUGUGGUGUCAGGGUCAAAGGUUACUGUGACACUAUGAGAACCCCGGAAAACUCCAGAACCAACACGACAGAUGUACGACUGCUCCAGAAGAUAUUGGCUUCUCUCAAAAUGAAAGACUCAUCUUAACGAGUUUUAUUAUUUUAAAUAGAAUACAUAGCCGUUGUUUCUGUCUGAGGAGGGACCUGUUUUUUUAUAUAUCUUGAUGUUUCGUAAAAAUGCCAUUGCAGAGUUCUUUUAGAGCAUGAAAUAUUUUAGUUUGACAUUCUUUGCAUAAAUAUGAGUUGUUGUUUGGGAAAAUGUAUACCACAUUAUCUGUUUGGAAAAUAAAAAAUAAAAAAAGUGUGA